UUCCCUGUACCAUUGACGGCGACACCAGUACUAUGUUUUCUCUCAGGGCCUUACUCAACUUGCUCAUGAACUGUAGCCUAUCUGCAGCUAUUGCAUUAAAUCUACCCCCUGUGGAUAUUGAAGUGUCGCCAUUAACUAAAAGCAUAGUGAUUUGUAAUGGUGACAGUGCGGUCUUGAAAUGCGCAUAUGGUGUGCUUCAGAUAACUGCUGCGAACUAUGGACGUACUAGUAAAUUUGACUGUAAAGGGCGUCCAGCCUUUCCCCCUAACCCCAACUGCUACUUCAACGCACUGGCUCCUGUUUCACAAAGCUGCAAUGGGCUGCAAAGUUGUGAAGUUUUUGCUACAACUGAUACCUUCACUGAUCCCUGCCCUAAUAUGCGCCCAUACCUUUUAGUCACCUACUACUGCCUCCCACCUGAAAUCCGUUCAAGUGCAGUCUGUGAAAAUGCCAUUGCUAACUUCAAAUGUGAGGAUGGAUCUCUCAUACACAUCCAUACUGCUAACUACGGGCGAACUGAUAGCAGCACAUGUGCUGCUGGACGACCUGCUUCUCAAACUGCCAAAACCAACUGCUAUGCCCUAAAUUCACAGACACUGGUUGCUAAUGCAUGUGAAGGGAAGAACAGCUGCUCCAUUUCAGCCUCCAAUGGGGUCUUCUCAGAUCCAUGUUAUGGCACAUACAAGUACCUGUACACCGCAUACUCCUGCGUGCCUCAGUCUUAUUGGAGCUAAUCUUGUGGAUUUGGAUUGUCAGCAUCUUCACAUGGCUCCAUUUUAAAUUUAAAGCAUUCCCUUAACAAUGGUUUAAGAAGUUAACAUAACUGUUAUUUAGUAUCUUAUGGAAAAGUUUUUCCUUGCUGGCAUAAUUGUACAAUACUACUUUAGUAAUCUAAAUUUCAUUUGUGCUGGUGUCAACUUUUUUAAAGUACUAUCAUCGUUGCUCUGUUGGAAGGUUACUUUCAAUAUAAACUCUUUAAAAAAAA
This is a messenger RNA of Danio rerio (zebrafish), 985 nucleotides long. The record is from RefSeq and is a predicted model, not a curated record. Lineage: Eukaryota; Metazoa; Chordata; Actinopteri; Cypriniformes; Danionidae.